Aspergillus homomorphus CBS 101889 is the source of this 1527-nucleotide messenger RNA. Its product is annotated as fungal specific transcription factor domain-containing protein. The transcript is spliced from 3 exons. Gene Ontology annotation, molecular function: DNA binding; zinc ion binding. Lineage: Eukaryota; Fungi; Ascomycota; Eurotiomycetes; Eurotiales; Aspergillaceae. The annotation marks the transcript as partial. Gene Ontology annotation, biological process: DNA-templated transcription. The record is from RefSeq and is a predicted model, not a curated record.
AUCCCGCUGCUGUCAUGUGCCGCUUGCAAAAUGUUCGACACUGAUAGCAGAGUAUCGAAAGUCCUGGGCACCGUCCUCCAGAUGGGAGCCCCGUGGGCCGAGCAAAAGUCCUCUUCUGGUGCUCCAACAACCUUCUCGUUUUCAACAAACGGCCCUUCAAAGCUACCCGUUCGUUUCAUCACAGAAGCGUCAGUCGCAUUCUAUGCAACCAGAAAGACGGGGUUGUUGCGCGCAAUACCUAAUAUAGACAUGAUGACAAGGGCCAUAGAGAUCGCCUACUCCCACUCUCCGAGUCAAUCCGUGGAAGUGGUCAAUAGAAGUCAUGCCUUAGUCUACGCCUUCGUGGCGUUCUGUUCACUAGCAGGGCACAGUCAGGAGAUCUCUUACCCAGUCGACGGGAAGGCACUGUUGAUGGAGGCAAAACGCCUAUCAUCGGAUGGCGAAAGCAGCCCGUCGUCUUUCGAGUCGCUUCAAGUGUCGCUUCUAUUGGUGCGUUAUGUACUCCUAGUAACCUACACCACACAGGCUCUAUGUCAUUGUUUAUUGGGGGCACUUUUGGAAGCUAGGGAGACAGUCAGCAUCAUAGCUUCUCAGCUAACCGAGUUGGCUAUAAACAACCACUUCUUCGAGUCAUCACCCGAAGGCCUGCCAUCAAAUUUAGAUGCUGAGACUGAAUACCCGGACGUCCUACGAGAUUUGCUUUGGAUCAGCUUGAUGGUCGAUAACGAGAUCUUUCUGCGCACGGGUCAUCCACCACUGAUCCUGGCCAAAUUCGCUACUGCUGCUGCCCUGCCCUGCGAGUAUCAGUUCUCUUCCCAAUUUCUGUCGCGGUUCCUCCCUGCUCGUGGCGCAGACCCCCGCGCGGAUGUCUACAUCUACAUGGCCGAUCUCACCCUGCACGUCUCCCGACUCUACAUCUCACUUUACGCGCCGGAAGCUAUCAGCAAAUCCAGCGUUGAACUCUUACAGACGAUCAUUUCUUUGGAUAACCAGUUGGAGGAAUGGCGCCGGAGUAUCCCUCAGUCCUUUCGGCCAACCAUCCAUGUACUCAACCUGCCCACCAACUCACUUCGCGACAUCGACCUCCUGCUUUUGAAUCUGAAGUUUCAUCACAUCCUGGGAUGUAUCCACCAGGUGGUGAAUCGCUGCCAGUCCUGGGCAGGGGAGACGGCCACCUUUCACGAAGCUUUGGAGUCCAGUCUCAGACCCUCCCUUCAAGCCAGUGUUUCAUCUUUAGAACUCUUGCGGGCCACGCAGGUGGCUUUAAAUCCUGAAAUGUUCUGGUUCAUAUGUUUCUACCUUUUUUCGGCUCACCUCAAUUUAUUCUGCAACGUCGUCGCCAGCCCCUGCGAUCCUCAGAAUCACGCCCGCCUGCAAAUCCUACAAUCGUCCCCGGCAUUCCUCCGCUGCAUAGAUACCUGCCAUCUGACACGCGUCGAGGUUGAGCAGCUGUCAGUUUUGGUGGAGUUUUGCACGGACCUGGUGACUCAUGCAGAGCAUGAAGUUGCGGCAGCAAAUUCAGUUUGA